This is a messenger RNA of Paramecium sonneborni, 991 nucleotides long. NCBI's taxonomy places the organism in Eukaryota, Ciliophora, Oligohymenophorea, Peniculida, Parameciidae. The record is from the annotation of a GenBank genome assembly.
AUAAAAAUGAAUAAAUUAAUCCCAGCUAUAGUCUCAGAUAUUGACGGAGUAUUAAUUAGAGGAAAGUCAAUCAUUCCUAAUUCAGACAUAGUAGUCAAGCAAUUAUUGAAUUGUCAUUACACAAAUGGAGAAAAACAUAAUAUUCGAAUUCCCUUUUAUUUAUUAACAAAUGGAGGAGGAUGCACAGAAUUGGAAAAAGCUAAUUCUUUAAACAGAAUCAUGGGUUCAAAUUUUAAAAAACAUCAUGUUUUUCUUAAUUACACUCCUUUAAGACCAAUAAUGGAUGAAUACAAAAAUAAAUUAAUUUUAAUUUGUGGAGCUGGCAAACUAACUGAAAUAGCAAAGGAUUGUGAUUUAAAAUAUUUUUACACUAUAGACGAAUAUUCAGCAUUGUUUGAUUAAGUUCCAUUUAAAGAUUAUGAAAAAGAAACUAUAAAAUAAUAUGAGACUGAUAUCAAAUAAAGAAAUAUGGAUUUGAUGAGAAACAAAUAAAUUGAAGCAGUCUUUAUAGUUUUUGAUCCAAUCAAAUGGGAAGAAAGUAUUUAAACAAUUUCGAAAUUGGUGAAAGAAAAUAAAGAUUUACCAAUAUAUGUAGUCAAUAAUGAUGUUACUUACGCUGAUUAUUUUAAAUUACCAAGAUUGGCAUUUGGAACAUUCACUAAUGCACUGAUUUCUAUUCUAAAGAAAGAACUUAAUAUAAAUCCAAAUAUUAUCUAUUAUGGAAAGCCAUCUCUUAAUACUUACAAAUAUGUAGAAACUUAUAUUAAUAAAAAACAUGAUAAUAUAGGUAAUAUCUACAUGAUUGGGGAUAAUCCUGCAAGUGAUAUUAGAGGAGCAAAUUAAAUAGGAUGGCCAUCAUUUUUAGUGAGAAGCGGAGUGUUCAGAGGAAGUGAAAACGAUGCAUAAGACCCUGGAAAAUAUGUUGUAAAAGAUUUAAUGGAUGCGUAUAAUAAGAUAUUGCAAUUAGAAGGAUUAAAAGUUGUUUAAUGAU